Capsella rubella is the source of this 2956-nucleotide messenger RNA. RefSeq lists its product as uncharacterized. The record is from RefSeq and is a predicted model, not a curated record. Lineage: Eukaryota; Viridiplantae; Streptophyta; Magnoliopsida; Brassicales; Brassicaceae. The transcript is spliced from 3 exons. Bases 230 to 2779 code for a protein of 849 amino acids.
UUAUUUAUUAUUUUAAUAGCUCUCUCUCUCUCUCUGUGUGAAGACGACGAAAGAAGAAGGAGAAGAAGAUCUAGAUUCGCCGCCGCCUCUCUUAUCAGAGGAGAUCCUUCUUCACUGCGACUGCGUUUGUUAUGGAGAUUGCUUUUUAGGUGACGAUUACACUGCCCAUACAGCCUUAAUUUUUCUGGGUUAAGAAGAAGUGAGGGAAAAGAUUUCUGAAGCUACGUGGAUGGGUAUGACAAUCAUUGGCAGUGUAGAGGUUAAGGCUACCAUUAAUACUGGUUUUCCUUGGAAAGUGGUGCCUAAAGGUAGUAGGAGUUCCACAAGGCGAGCUUCAGCCCCUGAUUCUGAGCCUGAUUUCAAAUUUUCAGCACAAGGAGAUUCGGAAUCGGAAAAGCUUGGCGUUUCUGUUAUAGGCCAGCAUUUCGCAGAUAGAGUAGAGCAUGUUCCAAUUAAGAAACGGAGGUUUAUGGUUCCUCCUCCGUCACUUUUGAAAAAUUCCACCCCCUGUGGUGACCAUCCUGCAGGGAUCAACCAUAUUCUCCCUGUUUCUAGGCUGAAUCCUAAUCUAUUGGGACAAAAAACAGCAGAAAUCCCCGAUGAUAAUCCCGAUUGCAGUAGUCAUGACUUCUCUGCUAUUAAGAUACUUGCAGAAGUUGCUUGCAGUAGUGGUAUGAGUAGUGAUAUUGCAUCCUUAGUAGACGGUCAGCUUGUUGAACCUGUUAAGCAUGAUGAUGAUGCUUUGACUUUAUCUGCUCAUGUGGAAGGUAAUGAUUCAUCAUCUGGCACUGAUGAUGUCUCUGGGAAUGAUACUACGAUUGAAUCCAGUGUCAAGGUUGGGGAAGACAAGACCAAAAUCAUAGUGUCUCAAAAACUACUGAUUGAUACUUUGGGUAAUGCUUCGGCUGCUGAUCAGAGUGAAGAGCGUAUAGUAGCAUCUAGUGGUACCAUAGUGGCUCAGAACAUUAAUGUUUCUAUUUCAAAUGAAUCCUCAACAGAAUUGCCAAAGGAAACUAUGGAAGCAGGAAAUAGUGUAAGUUUAGCACCUCAGAGUGAGUCUGCUACUGUGUCAGAGAUUUUAUCUGAUGAUGAGCGCACUGGGAAGGGUAAGAGCACUGAAUGCCUUACAGAUGAUAGGUUACACUGGGAUUUAAAUCUUCCAACAGAUGCGUGGGAUCAACCUUGUGAUGUAGUAGUUGAUAAAGCAACCCGAAGAUAUUCUGAUGGAGAAGUCACUGUGUCUGUUACAGAGAGUGGACACGUUGAUGGUAGUAAAGACUACGCGGCAGGUCUGAUUGAAUCUGAUGUGCACAUGAAUUCUCCAUCACCGUCUGGGGCUAAGGCUGAAGCCUCUGCUCGAAAUGGGAAAGAAUGCCAAUCUGGUUAUGAUUCCCAGUUUGAGGAUGGAGAGUUGAGGGAACCAUACCCUUGGGAAGAAAAAGAGGGUGAUAGUGGAGAUGUUGAACAAGUGGAUUAUGGCUCUGAGCCUGAGAAUGAACGAGUCUACUCUUUGGCUGAAACUAAUGAGAAUAAGCUAGAGGAUGUUGAGCAGAGAUUCUUGCCAGAGACAAAGUGUGAUUCUGGCAAUGUGCGUGAAGGAAGUAGUGAUGUAGAGAAGCAUGUAGUGGUUUGCAUGAAUGAUUCUCAUUCUAAAGGAUCUUCUCCGUCAAGGAGCUUUGGGUCAAAACCAUACAAAGGGUUACCUUCACAUGAAAGUAUCCCAAGGAGAAGGCCUGAUAGUUAUGAAGAGCCGAGUGAUAGGGACCUUGGUCCCAAUAAAUUUAUUGGAAGAGACAGAUCAGAGAUGCGUAUGCGAAGCAGGAGUCCCGCGAGAAGACCAUUUGGCGGCUGGAAUACCAAGCGUCGCUUUUCCCCACCUAUUUACAGAGGUGGUCCAAAAGGCUUUGGACAUCCGCGUCCUAAAACCGUUGAGGAGGACCGAGGUAUGAUGAAUGGCUUUGAUCAGCCAGGUCCAGGUCCACAUGGCUAUGUACGUAGGCAGUUCUCUAAUGGAGGAUAUCGCGGUCGCUUUAGACGGUUUCCAAAUGGUGGCGGAAAUCGGGAUUUCAGAGGCGUAGAUAGUCCAUUCCCUCCCAGUGAUGGUAAUAACUAUCCAAGUCGCAUGCACAACAACCGAGUGCACAAUAGGAGAGACAGAAGCAACUCCCCUCCUGUCUUCAGGAGAUUGCAUGAUCCCCAAUCACGGUCCAGGUCCAGAAGCCGUUCCCCAUGCUCAUGGAACAGGCGGAACAGAUCUCCUCCUGGAUUCAAGGGGGAUGAAAACAGGAUGGAGAGAGUGAGGUUGCCGUCUCAGAAACGUUUUCCACUGGAUCAAGAGAUGGGAUUCCUGUCGCCGCCAAGAAACCAGCGAAACUCAAGGUUUUUCGAUGGGAGAAAUGAUGAUGGUGGUGGGGAGAAUGAUCACAACAACUUGAGAGGAAGAAAAUCACCGCCAGGAAGAAUUUUUAGACGACAGCAGAGAUUUGACAGUAUGAGAAGGGUGAAUUCGGAAAACAAUCACUUCAGACCAUUCAUGCGCCAUAAUAAUAACAAUAGAAAGUUCGUUGAUGGUGAGGGAAGUCGAGGAGGCGGGUGUAAAUAUGAGGGAGCAGAGGAGGAGAAGAAUGGGAACAUGUAUGAGAUGGUGCACCGGCCUCUUCAUCAUCCUCGGCGUUUGGAGGCAAUGGGAGAAGACAGUGAUAACAUCCGACGGUUCAGAUUAAAUGCAGAACAACAACAACAACACUCUGUUGUUUCCAUAAACAAUGGAGCGUCAUAACAAAUAAGAUGUAACACUUUUGGGUUUUGGUAGAUUCUCUUUUCCAACUGAUCCAGUCAGUGAAGAAAAGCUCUAUUUCGCUUAAGUUCUUCAUUCACAAUAAACGAUAUGACACAUACAUGAUCCAUCUUUUGUGAUGUAAUUGCAAGAACAAGGUAGUCCAAUUUCCUUACUACA